AUGUCUCAAGACUCUGUCCAGCCUGCGGAGGCGCGGUCUGGAUUCCCUCUCGAGGGCGGCUGCGCUUGCGGAAACAUCCGUUACGCCCUCAAGGCUGCGCCGCUCGUCGUACACUGCUGCCACUGCACCUCUUGCCAGCGUGAGUCCGGCACCGCCUUCGCGGUAAACGCCGUUGUUGAGAGUGAGGAGGUGGAGCUGCUCCCCGGCCGCACCACCACGCUCCAGCCGCUGGUCACGUUCCCUGGUGCCAUCCUCGACGACCAGACCCCUAGACGGUCCAGGCCUUCUGGACCGUCUGGACCGUCUGAGUGUUCUGGCCCUUCCAGUGCUUCUAGACCUUCUGGACCUUCCAGGCCCGGGUCUGCGGAUGGUACCGGCAGCGCGGAUGGGCUGACGAGAGACGCCAGAGACGCUCCCAUCGCCUCACCUAUUCUCCUCCCUGUUCCAGCCGAGUCAGGCGCGCCGCAGACCAUCGCCCGCUGCCCCGUGUGCCUGACUGCCGUCUGGAGCAACUACGCCGGGCUCCAUCUCCUCAAAUUCCUGCGCGUCGGGACCCUGGACUCGCCUGCCCUGCUCGGCGGUCCAGACGUCUACAUCUUCCUGCGGAGCAAACUGCCCUACGUCGAGAUCCCUGACGACGGGAAGCCCCGCUUCGAAGAGUUUUACCCGCAGAAGGAGGGUGUCUGGAGACCCGAGGCGCUGGUGAGGAGGGAGGAGCUGGGUGUGAGGAUCAAGGCGUGGCGUAAGGAGAAGGGCCUCGACGCUUGA
Messenger RNA from Colletotrichum karsti, 768 nucleotides. Its product is annotated as glutathione-dependent formaldehyde-activating. Lineage: Eukaryota; Fungi; Ascomycota; Sordariomycetes; Glomerellales; Glomerellaceae. The record is from RefSeq and is a predicted model, not a curated record. The transcript has a single exon. The coding region runs from base 1 to 768 and encodes 255 amino acids. Gene Ontology annotation, molecular function: carbon-sulfur lyase activity.